AUGGGGUUAUUCAGUUCAAGUUGGGAAAGACAAGUUGAUAACAAUUUAUUCGAUUUCAUAGAUGUGGAUCAGUUCAAAAAUACAAAAUUUACAACAGUAUGGAAUUAUCUAUUUAUGAUCGCUGUUUUAUUAUUGAGUAUUGUGUUCUAUUGUGUUGAUAUUUAUACUUGUAUCAAAUUAUUGGCUUUUGAUGAAUGGUCUUCACAAGUGAAACCUUAUCUUUCAUUCAAGAUAUCAAAAUGGUUAUUUGCUGCUUGCAUCAUAUGCUCCAUUGUUUUGUUGAUUUAUGAAUCUGUCAGAGGAUUUCGUGUCCUAAGAACUAAAAACAUUUCAUUGAUCUAUACAAAUACUUUUGCAAAAAAUGCCAAAUCUUUACAAAGUUACAAAUGUUUUUGUGUUUUGAAUGAAAUUAAUCCAAGUUCAGGUUUUGAUAAAAUGGCAUUUUACACUUAUUUCACAUUUCAUGGUUCUAAAAAAUUGUUAUUAGCAGAUAGCCCAAGACAAGUUAUAAAUGCUCUAACGUUAUACUCUGUUUUCAAUGUUAGAUAUGGGUUUUUGGAAACUAUCAAAAAGAUAUCCGUUGAUAGUAGAAAUGAAGCUAUCAUCCUGUACACAAUGACAGUUUCAUUUGCUAUUUGGUUGUUCUUCAUUUUCCAAUUUUUUUUCGCAUUAGUGUUUGCAAUCCCAGUUUUCUAUAGAGUGUUGCAUGUGUUGAAGUUUAAGGCAUUAAGACAGUAUGUUUGUGUUAAAGUUGAUCAUACAGUCAAAAAAUUGGCAAGACAUUAUCAAAAGAAAUCUUUACAAGAAAUCACUUUAGAAAAUCAACAAAGAUAUAAACCAACAUUACCUGAUAUUGAUCCAUUAAAAUUCACACCGUCAUCAUUACCUAAAAAACCUGAAACUUUCACUUCAAUAAGGACAAAUUCAUCAACGACUUUAAGAACAGUUAGUGAAAAUCCAUUUGAUGAUAAACAAAAUCAAUUAUAUGAAAUGACAAACUUCAAAAAUGCAGUUGCGAAACCAUUAUUGGCACAUCAUCAUGAUAAUCCAUCUAUCCAUUCACUCCCAAGACAUUAUGAUUCGUCAUAUUCACUUACAUCAAAACCACAACCAUUAUCAUAUCAAUAUAAUAACUCAACACAUUCAUUACUACAAAGUCGACCAGCUGAUAUCAAUUAUUCAAAUGAUUCUCUAUCAUAUAAAGGUGCAAUACCAUUUAGUCAAGGAAGAAACUAUUCAGGAAGCUCAAAUGAAGGCUCUGUAUUGGAAUAUCCUAAAAGAACAGUGUUUGCAAAUGACUAUGAAGUUCCGGAAACUCAACCUACACAUUAUUCAGAAUCAGAUUUAAGUGAAGACGAUGAUAAACAAGAAUUUAAUGAUAAUGAUAGCCUUGCAUCAUGUAAUUUCACAGAUGGUAAUAAUAGAAAACCUAUUAGACAAAGUUUAUUAAGAAGAGCUCAUGAAAUGGAUUCAGAAGAUUAUACUAGAUUUAAUCCUUCUAAUAAUAGAAGCACUGAUGCUUUACAAAAUCAAAGAUCAAAUAGUAAUAAUUCUGAAGUUCCUGUUUUCCAAAGAUUCCAAGGGCGUAAAGUCUUGAAAUGA
Molecule: messenger RNA, 1602 nt
Organism: Hansenula anomala
Lineage: Eukaryota; Fungi; Ascomycota; Saccharomycetes; Phaffomycetales; Wickerhamomycetaceae
Gene: KCH1
Product: Kch1p
Exons: 1
Coding region: 1-1602 (533 amino acids)
Biological process (GO): potassium ion transmembrane transport
Cellular component (GO): plasma membrane
Molecular function (GO): potassium ion transmembrane transporter activity
Source: RefSeq, a predicted model, not a curated record